AUCACUAAUCAUAGUAAUCAAUAAUCAUAUUUCAUUACAUUUUACAUCAUUAAUUAAUAAUUAUAAUAAUAAAUACUAUGACUAUCUCUUAAAAAUAUUUAAUUCAAUUUCUAUUUCUUUACGUUUAAUGUUAUAUUGAUUUCGUUUCGUCCCAAUCUCCCGAUUACAUUUCAGGUUUUAUCAUUGUUAUUAUAAAUUCGUACAGAUCAUUUAAUUUAUUAAUUAAUUAUAUGUAUUUUUCCGUAAAAUAUUAUGUGCAUUUAGGUGAGAUUUACUAAUUUAAUAUUAACAUUCAACCGCUUUCAUAGUAGUAUUAUCUUAAGAAAUGGGUCUUUGCAAAUGUCCAAAGCGCAAAACUACGAGUCAUUUUUGUUUUCAUCAUUGUGUCAAUGUUUGUGAGCAUUGCAUCGUUAACAACCAUACUACAUGUACAGUUAAAUCAUAUACCACCUGGUUGAAAGAAGCCAGUGGUGGCAUAUCGUCAUCAUCAGCUACAGCGGCUGCAUUAUGUGCGGUUUGCCAAAAACAAUUUGUUUUAACAUCAAAAGAAAUUGACAGUUCAACAGUUCAUUUCAAUGGUUCUAGAAGUAAUACAAAAACUCCUAUACGUCUUUUAUGUUAUCAUGUAGUGCAUACACGUUGUUUAUCAUCUUAUGUUAAGAAGCAAUUUAAAGAAAGAAACAUUUUGAAAUGUCCAUCAUGUGAUCGGGAAUUAUGGAUACAACAACAAGAGCAACAAGAGCAAUCACAAGUUACUAAUGAUAACUCAGGAGUUGAUUCCAAUGAUUUAACACCUGUUGCAUCACUGUUGUACAAACAUUUAUUGGAUAAUGGCAGUUGGUGGGGCCAGGCAAUAAUUACAAAUGAAAAUGUGAAUAAUAUUGAAAAAUAUUUACUCGAAAAUGAACUUCAUGAACCUGAAGAAGAAUCUGAUGAAGAAAUACAACAAUUUGAAGACUAUACAUCUCAAACAAAUAUUAUUUCAGACAAUAAAUCUCCAAUCACACUAGCUGAAAAAAUGCAUUUAGCUGAUAGUAACAUUGAUUAUUACAAUCAUUAUGAACUAGCUCAUACAGUACCAGAUGUAACAACUAUAAACUACCGUAAUAAUACAAAUCAAAUAUAUCAGCCAAUCCAUCAUCGGCACUUUAACAAUAACUAUGGUCAAGAUUCAGCAUUAACAUUACAGCAGCUGCAACAUCAUCAACAACAACAACAACAACAACAGCUACUACAGCAAAAACAAUGUUCAUCUGUUAAUAUGACAACAAUUGCACAAAGUUCUGAUUUGAAUAAUAGACAUGUAAUAACGUCCAUUACUCCAUUAUUAAAUAAUGAAAAUAAUUUGAAUCAUGAUGAACACCAGGAUCCUAGUGGCAAAUAUAGACCUAAAAAGUUUAAUAAUCAGUCUUGGUCUUUAAGUUACCAACGGCUAUUGCAAUAUUUUCGUGGUACAAACAACAAAGCAGAAGAUAAUAGUACUACAAGAAUUGUCACAGUAAUUCUUUUUUGUUUAUUAAUCAUUGUGGUUUUACUAGUAGCUAUUACUAGUUAUACACGUUCCAAUAAUGAGCCAUUUGAUAAUAAUAGCAUAGAUUAUGCCGGAGAUGAUAUUGAGAACAAUGUCGGUAGUGCAGCAACAAAUUUAAAAAGUUUCAAUGUCAACAACUUGUAACACUUGUAAUUUUAUCAAUUUUACUAAAAACCUUGAUGUAUUGUUUCAGAUUAGACUAAAAGUUAAAUAUGUUAUUGUUAAAGUUGUGAAUUAUUUUAAAAUCACAUCAAUCAUGAUAUUUUAUUUUGAGGUUUUCACUCAAUUAUUUUAUUAAUUACAAAAAUAUUACAUUCAAAUUGUAUCAAGUAUAGUAUUUUCCACAUAAACCUAGAAUUUAAAUGAAAAGUUUAUUUUUAUAUUAUACUUAUUUUAUUUGUAAAUCUGAAAGUAAAAAAAUUGAUUAUUUUUUUUUCAAUAAGUACAUUUAUUUGACAUUUAAACACUUAUUACACUGGCAAUAAUUUAUUGUUAAUGAUUUUUUUAAACAUUACUAUUAAAGAACAGUGUUACAAUAUUAUAAGUAUAUAAUCCUUUCUUUAAAAUAAAUAUUUUAAUGGUGUUCAAAAGACUUAUUGUAAUAUCUAAAUCUCUUCUAAUCUUUUUUUUUUUUUUUUUUUUGUGAUAUUACGUCUUGGUAAUAAAUUAUUAAAUUAUAUAGCUGUUUAAAGUCAUAUUUGUUUAUAUAUUAUAUUAUAUAUAUGUGUGAUUAUAUAAAUGUGCAAUUUGCUAUUAUUAUUGAAAUAAAUAUGUGAUUUUAUUAAUUCCUUAUUAAAAUUGA
This is a messenger RNA of Rhopalosiphum padi (bird cherry-oat aphid), 2333 nucleotides long. Its product is annotated as mediator of RNA polymerase II transcription subunit 13. Bases 326 to 1675 code for a protein of 449 amino acids. Gene Ontology annotation, cellular component: Golgi apparatus. The transcript is spliced from 6 exons. The record is from RefSeq and is a predicted model, not a curated record. NCBI's taxonomy places the organism in Eukaryota, Metazoa, Arthropoda, Insecta, Hemiptera, Aphididae.